GAGAACAAGGAUUCGCGAUCAUCCUCCUCCAAACCCGUAUCAGCACAAGAUGUUUCAGCUUUGGAAACUUGUUCUCUUGUGUGGCCUGGUCUCUGGGACCUCAGCGGGUAUUAUUCACGCACUUGGCGAAGACCUGGGUGGUAUUUUAAACAGCCUGAAACCUGCUGUUAAUAAAGGAACUGAUAACAUUGAAUCUGUUCUUCAGAAACUGAGGGGGGACAUCAUCAAGAUUCAGGAAACCAAUGCUUGGCAAACCAUCGCGGACAAGUUCCACCAAACUAAAGAUUUGUUGAAUCGCGCCCUUUCUAAAUUAUUUAAAGGGGGCCAGUCUUUGGGGUUGAAAAUCAGUAAUGUCUGCAUCUUGAAUUUCAAAGCCGAACCAACUACUGAUGGCCCAGGCUUUCUCCUGAGGUUCCCCACCUCUGCUGAUGUCUCCUUGACCCUGCCUCUGGUUAGGAAGACAGUCAACCUGAAAGUUUCCUUGGACCUCCUGGCUACUGUCCAAAUUGAAACUGAUCCCAAGAGUGGUGGCUCCAGAGUGGUCAUGACAGAAUGCGCCAGCGACCCAGACAGCAUCUCAUUCACCUUGUUGGGCGAACACAGUGCAGUGGUCAACAAGCUCACAGGCACCGUGAGCAGCUUCCUGAGCGACACUGUGUCCUUCCUGGUGCAGAGCCACAUGUGCCCACUGCUGCGAACCGUUGUCUCCACCCUGGGUCCGCAGUUUGCUGAAAAUAUCAUCAAAAACGGUCAGCAGGUAGCCGACGUGCCAGUCAAUGCGUGAAGAGGGCAGAUGAGGAAGACUGCUGUGAUGCCCCCAACUGGAUCUUCCCCUGGGAAGAUGCUGCCACCAUCCAACUGGACUGAACGCCUGAGACCAGAAGAAACCCUCUCAGCCACUCCUUGCCUUCACAGUUGAGACAGCAGUCUAUGCUUAUCACCCGCCCCCUCCCCCC
Myotis myotis is the source of this 956-nucleotide messenger RNA. RefSeq names its product BPI fold containing family A member 2 (gene BPIFA2). Lineage: Eukaryota; Metazoa; Chordata; Mammalia; Chiroptera; Vespertilionidae. The transcript is spliced from 9 exons. The record is from RefSeq and is a predicted model, not a curated record. Bases 50 to 784 code for a protein of 244 amino acids. Gene Ontology annotation, molecular function: lipid binding.